AUUUAAAUGAAGGCGCAGGGUUUGUUUUGGAUCAGAUGGAAGCCUUUUUUCCGAUGCAAAGAGCUGUAGAUUGUCUUUAAAAUUAAAUAAACAAUGAUGGCACUUGUUUGGAGGACUAUAGCGAUAUUUGUUUUUGCACAUGUUGUUGAGUCUGGCAAACCUAAACCAUGUGAUGAACCAGAAGAUUAUUUGGAAAAGCAGCUGGAAGACAAGCAUCAUUCCUCAAAACCGUUCCACCACGGGCAGAAUGAGGAAUCUAGAAGUGCUCCUGCUUAUGCGCCCAUGGGUGGCAGUCCAAAAUCAUGCUUUAUUGCCAUUGCCAAUGGUCAGGCAACCCCACAAGACGUCGUGGUUAACACCAUUGUUACAAUCACCUGCUUCCCUGGAUUCAAACUGAAUGGAGCAUCUAAAGUCACCUGUGGAGCAGAUGGUUCCUGGACCCCAAGUGUUCCCACCUGUGUGCCAGUUUCUGCGGUAAAGUGUCCAGUCCUUGCCAUUGCCAAUGGUCUGGUAUCCACACCAACUUGUUCAUGUAACAGUGGUGUUACAAUCACCUGCGCUCCUGGAUUCAAACUGAAUGGAGCAUCUAAACUCACCUGUGGAGAAGAUGGUUCCUGGUCUCCAAGUGUUCCCAACUGUGAGCCAGUGACUUGUUCAAGACCUGUGGUGACCAACGGAGUGCUAAAAAGUGGAGCGAAGUCAUCGUACAAACACCGUGAUACUGUGACCAUUGCCUGCAAGACUGGCUGUUCCUUGACUGGUGCAUCAGUGGCCAAAUGUGGAUCAGAUGGCCAGUGGCAGAGCUUGCCCCAAUGUACGAUCUCUACAUAACAUUGAUGGCUGGCUUGAUGUAUUUUGACCAAUUUAAUGGGAAAACUUUCCAUUAAUUAUUGCUGAUGUCUAUGUCAUCUGUACUUGUUCCAUCUAUAUUUUGUGCCAUUAAAGGACGAG
Messenger RNA from Xyrauchen texanus (razorback sucker), 951 nucleotides. Its product is annotated as E-selectin-like. The transcript is spliced from 5 exons. The coding region runs from base 94 to 831 and encodes 245 amino acids. The record is from RefSeq and is a predicted model, not a curated record. NCBI's taxonomy places the organism in Eukaryota, Metazoa, Chordata, Actinopteri, Cypriniformes, Catostomidae.